Molecule: messenger RNA, 828 nt
Organism: Eubalaena glacialis (North Atlantic right whale)
Lineage: Eukaryota; Metazoa; Chordata; Mammalia; Artiodactyla; Balaenidae
Product: killer cell lectin-like receptor 2
Exons: 6
Coding region: 1-828 (275 amino acids)
Source: RefSeq, a predicted model, not a curated record
AUGAGUGAUCAAGAAGUGACUUACUCCGUCCUGAGAUUUCUUCGGUCACCUUCGGAGUCACAAAACAGAUUAAGGCCUGGUAGUACUCAAAGCCCUGGCAAGACUGACGGAAAAGAGUCUUCAGUGCCCUGGUGUGGCAUUGCAGUGACUCUUGGGACCCUCUGUUUACUUCUAUUGAUGACAACCACAGUGUUGGGGACAAAGAUUUUUCAGUAUAUUCAAGAAAAACAUCAACAGGAGGAAAUUCUACGGAACCUCAGUCAGAAGUACCAUGUUAUGCAAAAUGAGAGCUACUUAAAGGAGCAACUUUUGAUAAAUAAGAAUUUAGAAUAUGAUAUUCUAAAAACUAAAACCCUUCAGCAAGAAAGGGGACUGGACUUACCCGCUACAAAAAAGAAGGGAUGUCAUAAACAAGAGGAGAUCUUUUCAAAGUUUUGGCGAAAUAUAGGCAAACUCAAUGAAGGCCACCGGUGCUGUCCAGGAGUAAACUGUUACUACUUUACCACUGAAAGUAAAGACUGGAAGGGAUGUAAACAGACUUGCCAAAGUUACAAUUCAUCUCUUCUGAAGAUAGAUGAUGAAGACGAACUGGCCUUCCUUCAAUCCCAGACUUAUCGAAGUUCCUACUGGAUUGGUUUAUCAUUUAAUGAAAGGGAAAGUAAGUGGAAAUGGAUUGACAAUGGCAUAUCUUCUGGACUUAAUUUGGCAAUAAUGACUUCUUCUGGGAGAGGAGAAUGUGCAUUUUUAACCUCAACAAGAAUAACAAGUAUUGAUUGCUCUAACACCUAUAAUUGUAUCUGUGAGAAGAGAAUUGAUUGCUUCAAAUAG